Molecule: messenger RNA, 2501 nt
Organism: Pelagomonas calceolata
Lineage: Eukaryota; Pelagophyceae; Pelagomonadales; Pelagomonadaceae
Source: the annotation of a GenBank genome assembly
GUUUAUGUUUACCCACCCCCCGGGGCGCUAGACACGCAAUGUGCGGCCUCCCGGUCCACGGAGGAGCCGCCGGGCGCUUUCAGCAAAGCGCUUCCAGCACCAUGCCGCUGCCCCCGGACCCAUAGUACACAUAGAACAAGAUGGUGCGCCUCGGCGGCCAGUCCGGUGUAGGCCGGGCCUGCGACGCCAUUAAACGAAGGGCGAAGAAGCUCCUGAAGAAGUUUGGCGUGGUGCAGGAUGAGCACAAGACGCGGAGAUACUUGGGCGGCAUGCGGCCGGACAAAUAUUACGAUUCCGUGAUCUGGCGCGAUUUAGGAGAAACUCUACAAAUCCUAGGCUUCACCUACGAUUCGGGGUUCGACGUCUUCUCGGCGUUCAUCGACAUUGACGACGACAACAGCGGCGAGGUUGGAGUGAGUGAGUUCCACAAGUGGCUCGGGUUCCCUGCAACUAAAUUUUCAGAGCGGGUCUUCGGGAUUUUAGAUAUGGACGGCUCGGGGCAGUUGGAUUUUCGCGAGUUCAUGAUUGGGGUCUGGAACUGGAACACGUACGACGCGACGGGCAUCACGAAGCUGGCCUUCAACACGAUGGACGUCCGCGCCCGGCGUCCUGUCUGCUCGAUGGCGUCACUGAUUGAUAACAACACAGGUCGACCAGAAGGGUGCUAUCGACUUGCAUGAAGCGGACGCCAUGCUGCGCAUGGUCUACGCUAGUCGUAAAGCGGACCCGCUACUCCUGACGCAGAUUGACAUCAAUGGGGACGGCGAGGUCUCGAUGGAGGAGCUCCAGCAAACGGUUGAAGAGGACAAUUCCGUGCUCGCGCCGGCCUUUCAAUUACAACGAAUGCUGCGCCAGCGCAUUUUGGGGGUACGGUACUGGGAGCAGGAAACUCUCAGGAGGCAGACGUACUUCGCGGGCUACGACUCGGGGACCACUACGUCCUGGGACGCCAUCCGGGAUAUCCUGGCCAUCAAGCAUCGGGAGCGACUCGAGGAAGAAGAACGGCAGCGCCGCUUGAAGGAAAUGGAGGAGGAGCAACGGCGCCAGGAGAAGCUCCAAAAAGAACUAAAAUUCAAGGAGGAGAUGGUGUGUAUACGGCGUCCUGUGAUUGCCACGCCAUCGAUUGUACCCCACGCAGGCCGCGAGGAAGGCCAAGCGAGCGGAAGAGAAGCGUCGCCGACUCGAGACGCCGGAGAUCCGAGCCGCGCGCGAAGCGAGAGAGGAACUGGAAAAGUGUAGCGCCGAGCGCGACGAGGAGUGCAUCUACGCGGAUUUGGCGCGAAGAUUAGAUUUGAGGGAGCGGUACUGGACGGCCUUCGAGACCUGGAUCAGGUGCCAGCGAGUUGUCGAGCAGAUGAAGUGCGACAAAAAAUUGAGGUUGGCGGUCGGGCCCGACGUCCAGAUCAAGGUCGACGAGGACAUUGUCACGGCCGAAGGGUAUCAAGAUCUGAAGCGGGAGGUGCUGGUGCUGUACACGAUGGAGCACAGUGACUACUUGUAUCAACGGGACUGGUGCGGCGACGCGUGGUUCGCCUCGCUCAUGAUCCGCCCGCCCGUCGACGAGUUCGAUGAUGCGUAUGAGCCGACCUGGGUCGCGAGACAAAGCAUCAAGUUCGCCAAGCCUUGGACGAAGAAACGACUCGCGAAGAAGGCGCGCGAGCUCAUGGUCGACGACCUGCGCGAGCGGGAAGAGUUGCGAGUGCAAGAAGAAAAUGAAGAACAUAUGCAGAAAUUUGAAGAUGAUUGUAGAAAAAGACGGAACGAGGAGAUUGGUGGUUAUGGCAAGCCUCGCAGUAGGUGGGAGCGGCUCUGGGACGCGGACGAGGGCAAGCCCUACUGGCACCAGUGGGAGACGCGCGAGUCGGUCUGGGACAAGCCGUGCGUCUGCCACGUUUGUGAUAGUAACAUACCAGUAGAUGAUACGAUGUGCUUUAAAUGUAAAAACAAACGGUCGGAGUUCAAUCAGAAGAUCUACGACGACAACCACAAGAAGAUAGACUACGCGGCCUUCCUGGCGGCGGGCGGUGUCGAUGACGAGUCCACGAAACAGGAACAACAGGAAGAAGUUGUAGAUGUUCGGGAAAUGGAUGAUGAUGAUGGGCCGCCGACGCUGUACCAAAGGUACCUCAAGAAACAUGUCGUGUUUUUGAAGAAAAAAAUGACAUUAACAACCGUACAACCGGUCAUCGACAAGGUCAAGGAGAAGUUCAACGACCGCGUAGAUAUGAUUUAUGAUACCUAUGUCCCGGCGUAUUUCAAGAUGGACAAACGCGAUUACGAGAUCAGGAGGAGGCGGUGGCGCGAGUGGCGCCAGAAGUGGAUCAAGCGCAUGGGGCUGGCGGCGCGUCCCAAACGAAAAGUGAUGCCCUGGCACGAACAAGAUGAAGAAGAUGAAGACGGGCUGCGGCGGUCUAGGCCCUCUCUAGCUGCUCAACGGCGGUCGUUUGAAGAGACGGGGUUCAAGGGCGGGCGCGGCGACGACUAAGGUGUUUUGUUUAGUA